CUUGGUCAAGUGGUGACCGUCUGCACGGAGUCUGUCUUGAAAGUGUGGGAGAUGGAGAGCGGGAAACUUGUGUACACGAUCGUGGAGGCCCACAAGAAUAGCGUGGAGAUCACGGCUCUAACCCUUGACUCAUCUGGCUAUAGGCUGGCUAGCGGGGCGUUCGAUGGUUCCAUAAAAAUCUGGGAUUUCGGCUCUGGCCAGUGUAUAAAGGAGAAGAGUGGGAGAGCCUCCGAUGAGGAUCUUAGCAUCACUGGACUGGUGUACGCCAAACUGGAGGACGACAGAAUACUCAUAGCAUCCGGCUGGAAUAAUAAACUCAAAGUGUUCCUGGACACGAACGAAAAUUACGACUUGCCAGUGAUUAGAGAAUUCAACGACAUCUACUACUACACGCAAACUCCCGCCCUGAGUGCUUCCAACCCCGCCCCGUAUGACCCCUUCAGACAGAGCCCUCUUCCAGACAUUCAAGGGGACACAAAGGUUUCAAAAGGGUCCAAUAAGGACCCCAGUAACCAUGUCGAGGAUGAAGGUGUGAGCAGGCAGCCAACCAUGUCAAGUCAUCAGAUGUCAAACUUGUUCAAAAAGGAGUACAUGCUGAUGUCCCACGAGAUCUCCUGCGUUGUUCCUUUCGGGCCCGACACACUUCUCACGGGCUGCACAAAUGGAAAUAUCAUAGCUUGGGAUAUUGAUAAGUCAUGUGUUGAUAAAGUGUUUCACCUUCCCGAUGGUGACCAACCCCCGGCAUCACGUGGACAGAGUCGAACGACCAACAGAGAGAAACGUGUACACAACAUUCAGAUCUUGGUACACAAAACCAGACGACUUGACCCAGCAUUUAUCCAGAAAGAGCCUUCCUUCCAUGGGAGUGCCAAGGUCCCAGCUGAGGGUGAGACAGAACAAGGGGCCACAACCCAAAGGAGUGACGCUGAAACAACGGACUCACAAGACAAGGAGAAGCAGCCUCCUGAGUCAAAGGCAACGGAUGAACAGAAGGACGAACAGAAGGACUCAGAUGAUGAUGAAGAUGAAUCUAGCACCAAUUCAAAAGAAGAAGAGGAAAAGAAAGAUGACGAGAAGAGUGUAGACCAACAGGAUCCAGACGUCAUCCGUGAGCGGGAAAAUGCUGCCAAGUACAUCGUGGAUACGUUCGACCCCAUCAUAGUCACAGUGCAUCAGGACUCGUACAUACGUUUCUGGAACACCGAGGGGCACGUGUUGCGGGAGGUAACCGCGGUUACCAGACGGACCGGCACAGCAGUUACUGCCGUCUGCCAUGACGCUGACUGCAAUUUUAUGAUAACUGGCGACCACAAGGGUUAUCUGACGUUGUGGGACAUCGGAAAGUUUCUAAGGACCCCGGAAUCGGAAGAGCAAGAGCUCAUCAAACAGGUGGUCUGCUGGCGAGCACACCUCACCAAGAUUGUCUCCCUUACCUACGUGGAUUCUGUUAAAGCCAUUUUGUCCGCCUCCACGGAUGGCUCUGCCAGAGUCUGGUGGGGUCGUAAAGGCAGGUUUGUGGGUUUCUUCGGCCAGCAUCGUGUUUUCAACUUCCCUGUCUCCGAGGAAAAGGCAGGUGUGCCAACGUUGCCCUACGACAUUUCUGAGGGUCCCCUUGCUCCGGUGAAAACCAAGAGUGCUAUUCAGAAGAUUCGACCAGUGCAGAAGUACGAAUACCCGCUGAUCUUUGUGGAGGAAAAAUGGCAGCCAUUUAAGCGCUCAGCUUAUCUACGGUCAGACCAGGACAGAAAGAAGCCCCUGGACCCAAAGGACAAGAAGUUCUUUGAGGCCCUCAUUAAACCAAAGGCUUACAAUGACCACCUUGAGGGUGUGGCUCCUGGAAGGAAGAGGGAUGGGGCAGUGUUCAGGGCCCUACCUGUCUACAGGGUUCGAACUCCUGAGAGGCCCAAAACUCCAGUGAUGACCUUGAACAUCCGCUCCAACAAUGACGCUCCUGAUGCACCACAACAAAAAAGUUCUGUUGUGCAACAACCUAACGCAGCUUACGAGCGCCGCGCUGACCCUUCAGCUAACCAAACCCCUCGUUACUCAACCCCUAUUGCCUCAGGUCAAACACGCAUGCAAAAACUCUAUCUCCAUAUGCAGGACAAACAACGAGGAAACAAAAGUAUAAAGGAGGGCAGCUCCAAUUCGGAAGACAAUAUUGGAUAAACAUGUAUCACCUAGAAGGCAAUCUGUGUUUCAAAAGGGGGGCUCAACACGACGUGAAUCUGUCAUGAGCAUCAGAACUGCAGCGUCAGUAUUGCCUCCCAUUACCACUGCGUCAUCUUUAACACAGAAAUAAUGAUUAUGUUAGCCUGAGC
Molecule: messenger RNA, 2321 nt
Organism: Dreissena polymorpha
Lineage: Eukaryota; Metazoa; Mollusca; Bivalvia; Myida; Dreissenidae
Product: WD repeat-containing protein 64-like
Exons: 17
Coding region: 52-2169 (705 amino acids)
Molecular function (GO): protein binding
Source: RefSeq, a predicted model, not a curated record